AUGCGCGAAGGGAAUGCACCCCCUAAAUCGGAAGCAGUGUAUCAUUCAGUGAAAGACAGCAAACAGCCUGAUUUCAGUGAUAUAACUAUAUCGAUAAAUCAGCGAUUGUUACUCGAGGAGAAGGUAAAACACAGCAUCGGGAAGACCAAGAUCAAACAUUAUGAGAACCAAAACAAGAAUUUGACGUCUCACAAUCAGCGUAAUGAGGAAUUAAAACAAACUUGCUCUCGAAGGAUAUUAGAACUAAUCAAAGUCGAAGAGAUCACCAAUGCACUCAUUAAUAAAAUGCUGUCUACAAACACGUCUCUGUCUGAUAGAGCAACUCCGUCCAGACAUAUAUUCCUCUCAGAGACGGCAAACGGAAACGCAUCUUGUGGAGGAAAGCGAGGAACGCAACAGCAAUUAUAGUAUUACGAGUACUGUCAAUUAGAUGGAUAGUUUCAUCCCUCAGUGAAUCCUGAAGAAAACGUAAGGGGCACUCUUAUGGUAAAAGGUAUAUACAACCAUUAAUAAACACCCUGUAUAUGAAAAAUUUUUGACCGGAUAUGUCCA
Molecule: messenger RNA, 552 nt
Organism: Solenopsis invicta (red fire ant)
Lineage: Eukaryota; Metazoa; Arthropoda; Insecta; Hymenoptera; Formicidae
Exons: 3
Coding region: 1-408 (135 amino acids)
Source: RefSeq, a predicted model, not a curated record